CCUUACUCCUUGCCCAGGUGUGUCUUCCUUAGGCUUGGAGCUCUGGGAAUCUUCUUCUUUUCUCUGGGUCAGAAGUUUCUGUGCCUGGGGGGCAGUCCGGUGCCCUGUAGGACCUGCGGAUACAACUCUCAAUUCAAGUGCUGGGAGACGUCGCUGGGACAGGAAUUCUACAAGCUCUCCGUGUUCCACUUCCUCAAACUGGUGAUGGAGUUCCUGCUUGUCCAGCUUCCCCGCAGGUUCCUGAUCUCCAGGUUGCAGUGUCGUGUGGUGCGUUGGCUUGGCAAGGAAAAAUUUCACCUCUCGCAGAAUGUCCUGGAUACAGUGUACAGCCAGACGCUGGUGAUGGGAGGAAUGUUCUACGCCCCCUUACUUCCACUUCUCAACCUCAUCUUCAUCUUUAUCACCUUCUAUAUUAAAAAGUAUUCUCUGUACCGGCUGUGUGACGUGUCCAAGAAACUGUACCGAGCCUCC
Messenger RNA from Staurois parvus, 471 nucleotides. The record is from the annotation of a GenBank genome assembly. NCBI's taxonomy places the organism in Eukaryota, Metazoa, Chordata, Amphibia, Anura, Ranidae.